AUGUACGGCCGCACAGAUGAAUAUUACAUACGCGAAGCGUCUCGUAACCCGAAUUCGUACCUGUAUAAAAAAAUCUGCACCUCGGGACCCGUGACCACUUUCAGAUUGUUGGCCGAACAGUCGUUUGACUUGGGCAGCGUUACGGUGAACAAGUUGGAACCUGCGGACAGCGUGUGGACGGAAAAAAUAACCAAACCGGGCGACUCGAACGCUACGCAAACGUCGACGCCGCAGACGAAAGAAACGCAGCCGUGCACGUCGUCGUCGCGUCGCCCGAAUAGUCUUUUCUAUAUUGAGUGGUAA
Molecule: messenger RNA, 303 nt
Organism: Macrosiphum euphorbiae (potato aphid)
Lineage: Eukaryota; Metazoa; Arthropoda; Insecta; Hemiptera; Aphididae
Source: the annotation of a GenBank genome assembly